AUGAAUACAAAUAAUUUAGAUACAUGUCCAUAUAAAGUUAUACUUGGAUCUACAUCUGAAAGUCGCAAAGUUAUAUUAAAAAAAGCAGGUGUGAAUAUUUCAGAUUAUAUAUCAGCUGAUAUUGAUGAAAGAAGUAUUAAUGGAGAUUCUCCGCAAGAACUAGUUUUAAAAUUAUCCCAUGCUAAACUUAAAGCAGUAUUAAAGAAAUCAGAUAAUAUAUUAAAUAGCAAUAAUAAAGGUUUAAUGAGUAAAGUAUUAGUUAUAUGUGCUGAUUCAAUAGCAUAUAAAGAUGGAGAAAUUAGGAAUAAACCAGUGGAUAAUGAAGAAAAAAGACAAUUUCUUAAAUCAUAUAGUAAUAGUUAUGUAGAUGUUGUUUCUGGAAUAGCUAUAUAUAAUAAUGUCUCAAAUUCGAUUAUUGACACUGUUGUUACUUCAAGAGUAUAUUUUAAAAUAAUACCACAAUAUGUAAUAGAAAAUGCUGUUUUAUAUUCUAAAAUAAUAGGGAACACUUGUGGUGGUUUUGCUAUUGAUUGUCCUAUAUUAGAAGAUUAUGUAGAUCAUAUUGAGGGUGAUCAUGACAAUAUUAUGGGAAUAUCUUCUAUAGAAACUAAGAGAUUAAUUGAACUCUCAAUUAAACAAGCUAAAUAA
Molecule: messenger RNA, 648 nt
Organism: Cryptosporidium muris RN66
Lineage: Eukaryota; Apicomplexa; Conoidasida; Eucoccidiorida; Cryptosporidiidae
Product: maf-like protein, putative
Exons: 1
Coding region: 1-648 (215 amino acids)
Molecular function (GO): nucleoside triphosphate diphosphatase activity
Source: RefSeq, a predicted model, not a curated record